Ipomoea nil (Japanese morning glory) is the source of this 1340-nucleotide messenger RNA. Its product is annotated as bifunctional L-3-cyanoalanine synthase/cysteine synthase 1, mitochondrial. NCBI's taxonomy places the organism in Eukaryota, Viridiplantae, Streptophyta, Magnoliopsida, Solanales, Convolvulaceae. Gene Ontology annotation, molecular function: cysteine synthase activity. The record is from RefSeq and is a predicted model, not a curated record. Bases 109 to 1221 code for a protein of 370 amino acids. The transcript is spliced from 10 exons. Gene Ontology annotation, cellular component: cytoplasm.
CCACACCAGACACCACUGGGUUCCAAAAAUUUGCUUCCUUCUUCCCUAUAAAAGGCUGCCCAAUCUCUGAUUCUUGAUGUACAGAGAGUGUAUUGCAUUCAAUCAAUAAUGGCUGCUGCUUUAACAAACUUGAUGAAGCGAAGAUCUUUCCUCCAACCCAGCAUCUUCAACACUAGAUUCUUCAACGCAGGCCAACCUUUGGCUCAUUCUUUUGCCCAGAGAUUGAGAGAUCUCCCUAAGGAUUUCCCUGCCACUAACAUCAAGAAGGAAACCUCUCAGCUGAUUGGGAGGACUCCUCUUGUUUAUCUUAACAAAGUUACCGAAGGUUGUGGUGCUUAUAUAGCUGCUAAACAAGAAAUGAUGCAGCCUACUGCAAGCAUCAAGGACCGACCAGCAAUGGCCAUGAUUGCUGAUGCAGAAAAGAAAGGUUUGAUCACACCUGGAAAGACAACCUUAAUUGAGCCGACAUCCGGAAAUAUGGGGAUCAGUAUGGCAUUCAUUGCUGCGAUGAAAGGAUACAAAAUGGUUUUGACAAUGCCGUCGUACACAAGCAUUGAGCGAAGGGUCACAAUGAGAGUGUUUGGAGCUGAUUUAGUACUUACAGAUCCAGCCAAGGGGAUGGGUGGAACUGUGAAGAAAGCUUAUGACCUUUUGGAAUCCACACCAAAUGGCUUUAUGCUUCAACAGUUCUCCAAUCCUGCCAAUACUCAAAUACAUUUUGAGACGACCGGUCCUGAAAUAUGGGAAGAUACUCAGGGUAAUGUUGAUAUUUUCGUCAUGGGAAUAGGAAGUGGUGGCACUGUCUCGGGUGUUGGGCAAUAUCUGAAAUCCCAAAACCCCAAUGUUAAGAUAUAUGGAGUUGAGCCAACUGAAAGCAAUGUACUAAAUGGUGGCAAGCCAGGUCCCCAUCACAUAACUGGAAAUGGGGUGGGGUUCAAGCCAGAUAUCCUUGACAUGGAUGUAAUGGAAGAAGUUCUGAUGGUUUCCAGCGAAGAAUCAGUGAACAUGGCCAGAGAGUUGGCACUGAAGGAAGGGCUCAUGGUCGGGAUAUCUUCGGGGGCUAAUACAGUAGCUGCACUUAGACUUGCCAGCAGACCAGAAAACAAAGGAAAACUCAUUGUGACUGUGCAUCCAAGCUUUGGGGAGCGGUACUUGUCAUCUGUCCUUUAUGAAAAUCUCAGGAAAGAGGCUGAGGCCAUGCAACCAGUUCCAGUUGAUUGAUUACUUCUUAGCAUAUUAUGUUGUGAUUACAUGUUAUACAAUCACUAUGGGUAUGAUAAUGCUGUAAACUCUCACCAGUUUCUGUUAUAUUAAUCUGAAACCCUCAACUUGUUCAUUUU